CUCAGUUGCAGCCAGGACAGGCUGUUACUGAGUUCUGCGUGUGAAGUGCCAGUGUGAUGGAAGUUGAUGCUCCCUUGGCUUAUGGCUCUACAGCGGGAUCCAAUUCCUGCUGAGACCUAAACACUAGUCUGUUCAAAAAAAAUAACGAUUAAUAGCCUUGUUUAUGAGGCUGUUUGAGAACUGAAGUGCUGCUUGCAAAGCAUUUGAUCAACUAAAAAGUCUAUAAGGUUUUUCUUCGCAACAGGGAAUAUUAAGGGAAAGAAGUGUAACCAGUAGAAGGGUAACAGGAAAUUUGAAGUCAUGGCUGGAAAACCGAAACUUUACUACUUUAAUGGAAGAGGCAAGAUGGAGUCAGUUCGCUGGUUGUUAGCUGCAGCUGGAGUCGAGUUUGAAGAAGAGUUUUUGGAAACCCGAGAGCAGUAUGAGAAGCUCCUGCAAGAUGGAUCCUUGCUGUUCCAGCAAGUGCCCAUGGUGGAGAUCGAUGGGAUGAAGAUGGUGCAGACCAGAGCCAUCCUCAACUACAUAGCAGCGAAGUACAACCUCUACGGGAAGGAUCUGAAGGAGAGAGCCCUGAUUGAUAUGUAUGUUGGAGGAACUGAUGACCUUAUGGGCUUCAUUUUGAUGUUUCCAUUCUUAUCUGCUGAGGAUAAAGAGAAACAACAUGCUUUUAUAGUUCAAAAGGCGACAAGCAGGUAUUUCCCAGCAUAUGAAAAGGUUUUGAAAGAUCAUGGGCAUGACUUCCUUGUUGGCAACAAUUUUAGCUGGGCAGAUGUUCAUCUUCUUGAAGCCAUUUUGAUGGUAGAAGAGAAGAAGUCAGACGUGCUCUCAGGCUUUCCUCAGUUACAGGCUUUUAAAGCGAGGAUAAGCAGCAUCCCCACAAUCAAGAAAUUUCUAGAGCCAGGAAGCCGGAGAAAACCUGUUCCUGACGACAAAUACGUGGAGACUGUCAGGAGAGUUCUCUGCAUGUAUUAUGAUGUGAAAGCAAAUUAGUGUGUCUGGCUAAAACAACAGCUGUGCUCAGCUGAAGAGAGCGAUCGGAUGGCAGAUGUACAAUUACACUGCAGACAGAAGGUGAAAAGGUGUUCGAGAGGGAGUUCCAGUGAGCAGUAUCUCCUGUUCUCUCAUACAAAAUACAGUAGUAGGCAGGUAUUUUUUGUAACGCUUUGCUAAUAGCCUAUUCUUUUCCUUCAUUCUUCUGGUAAUUAUAUGCAAGUGAAAUGGCAGCAAGCACAUUGUCUUCCUGGAGACUCUUCAGAAGAAGGGAAAGCAAAAAUAAAAGAAAUAUGAGUUUCUGACUGGCGGCUUCAGCUUCUGCUGCUUCUGAAGGUUUUCUUCUGAGAUCCAGAUCAGAUUUUGCUAUAAUGAUUGCUUCUAAUUCAGGCCUGUACUGUUUUUAAUAUCACUGUAGGCAAAUGAAACAAGUGGCUCUGAAAGAAAGUAGGAAGGAGUUGCUUUUCUUGCCAGUUCUAUUGAACACUAAUGACUUUUCUGAAAUAUCAGUAUUGUGCCUUUUUAAUUAAGCUGCACUUUUAUUACUGAAUUAGAAAACAAACUGACUGCCAAGUGGCAUUUUUAUGUAACUGCUUUAUCUAGAGGAUCUGUUCUAAUCAAAUAAACUUUUUAUGUAGUCAUGUU
Molecule: messenger RNA, 1635 nt
Organism: Columba livia (rock pigeon)
Lineage: Eukaryota; Metazoa; Chordata; Aves; Columbiformes; Columbidae
Product: glutathione S-transferase 3
Exons: 7
Coding region: 301-990 (229 amino acids)
Biological process (GO): glutathione metabolic process
Molecular function (GO): glutathione transferase activity
Source: RefSeq, a predicted model, not a curated record